UCCAGUCCGUCAGCAGGCUGCUCAGCUGCUGCUGCAACGGCGCUAUCUUCCGCGGCUGGAACGUCGCGUACUCGCGUCGUUGUUCCCUUUGCGGCUGAUAACGGUUAUCUCGGUGGUGCCAUUAUCACUCGACAUAUAAUCUCGGUUACGUUUGUUGUUCUAAUCGCCAGAGUGGCCCGUCGCGUCUUACGACUUUACCAUAAUAUCGUCUUUUGUAACUUCAUCUCCAGACUCCAAUAGUCCAAUCUCCAUCGAUUCGUGAGCCCUUUGAAACGUGACUUGUGUAGUCACUGGCCCGUAACUAACCUUUGACCAUAUUACAGUUUCGAACCCUUUCUUCGACAAUAGCCAUCCGCCAUGCAAAAUUGGUUAGAAUUCCAAGCGGUUGUAAUGGCCGCCGGCAAAGGGUCCCGGAUACCCGAGAUGACGGCCACGAAACCAAAGUGUCUGUUGCCAGUCGGAAAUAAGCCAAUGAUUUACUAUCCACUUAAGCUGCUAGAGAACGCCGGAUUCAGAGAUACAAAAAUAAUAGUAGCUGAUAACUACGCUAGUGAUAUACAAGAAGAAGUGGAUCACCUUGGUUUUGAAAUGAAUUUGAGUUUUGUUCCAAUUCCAUCUGAUGAAGAUUGGGGUACAGCUGAUUCGCUCCGACAUAUCUCUGAUUAUAUCUUAACCGAUGUCAUCGUUCUUAGUUGUGAUUUAAUAACUGAUGUUGAUUUACACCAAGUCUUAAAUAUCUACAGAAAUAAUAAUGCGUCCUUAGUAUCUUUGUAUUUUUCACCAUCACGGGAUGAACAAUGUGUUUUUACUGUACCUGGCCUUAAAUCAAAAAUUAAGUUUGAAAAAGAUAUUAUUGGAUACGAUUCAAAAACAUCUAGACUAUUAUUAAUGGCUUCAGCUUCAGAUUAUGAAGAAACUAUGCCAAUCAGUAGUUCAUUGUUAAAUAAGUGUUCAAAUUUGAAACUUUGCUCAAAAUUAUUAGAUUCCCAUAUGUAUAUUAUGAAACGUUGGCUAGUCAACUAUCUUGUAAAAGAUGUUAAUAUUUCAACCCUUAAAGGAGAGCUACUUCCAUUUGUAGUGAAAAAACAACUAUCAAAACAUUGUAAAAACAUUGAACCAAAUGAAAAGUGUGAAGAUGAAGAAGAUGAAAAACCUGAUAUAUUCAACUUAUCAAAAGAAUCUGAUAUUGAAACUAAAAUUCGUUCAAUGUCUUGUUUUGGUAAUACAACUAACUUUGAAGAGAUGAUUAAAUGUUAUGCUUGUGUGAUUGAUUCAAACAUUGGAAUACGCGCAAACACUUUGUAUGAUUAUUGUAGAGUCAAUAAAAUUAUUCACAAGUUAAACAUGCAUUUAGGGGAAGAAAAAGAUAAAAUUUCACCAGAAGCUGAAAUUUUAUCAAAUCAAUUUGACAAGGAGACUUGUUUUGUUGGACCUAAUACCAAGAUAAUGGAGAAAACAUCCAUUAAAAGUAGCACUAUUGGUUCAAGAUGUACAAUUAAUUCAAAAACUAGAAUAACUGAUUGUAUUUUAAUGAAUGGUGUUACCAUUGAAGAGAGAUGUGUACUUCAAAAUUGUAUAGUAUGUCAUGAUGCUGUAAUAAGUGCUGGCUGUGAACUUAAAGACUGUUUGAUAAGCGGUAGUUUUAAAGUCCCAUCUGGAGGAAAACAUUAUAACGAAGUACUCACGGCUAUGGACAGGCUGAUGGAAAUUUGAAAAUAUAUGGAGUAAAUAAUUUUGAGACGAGUUAAAAUUUUAACACCGAACCCAUAUGUAUACAUGUACUGUGUAGUGUGUUUGUAAGACGGAGACAACUCUAACGAGUUUGAUAUCCUCUUUAAUCUCUAUUUUAUGAUAUUGUUGUAUGAUACAUAUGUUUCUAUGCACAAUAUAAAUACGUUUUGUAAACAUUAUA
Messenger RNA from Acyrthosiphon pisum (pea aphid), 1912 nucleotides. Its product is annotated as translation initiation factor eIF-2B subunit gamma. Gene Ontology annotation, molecular function: guanyl-nucleotide exchange factor activity; translation initiation factor activity. Lineage: Eukaryota; Metazoa; Arthropoda; Insecta; Hemiptera; Aphididae. Gene Ontology annotation, biological process: cytoplasmic translational initiation; biosynthetic process. Gene Ontology annotation, cellular component: guanyl-nucleotide exchange factor complex; eukaryotic translation initiation factor 2B complex. The transcript is spliced from 8 exons. Bases 358 to 1713 code for a protein of 451 amino acids. The record is from RefSeq and is a predicted model, not a curated record.